CUUCUUCCUUCCCUUCACGAACAUCUAAAAAUGCCAUCUCUUUCUUUCUCCCUGCACCAACAUAAUAGCUGUUCUUGGAUCCCGAGAUUCUGGCUAUUUUUUAAUUGUUAAUUUCUCUAAUUUGAUACUAGAGUUUUAGCAGUACUUCUAUUUAGAAAUAGAACCCAUUUAAUAAUAACGUAGGCCUUAAUCAAGGAUAUGAUUUGGUUAUUUUUGUUGUUCGUCUCCCAAUACUACAACUCUGUUUUCUUGUUCCUCCCAAGGUUCAACAAACAUUAACCCCUAAUCUUCCUUUGCCCGAAAAACCUUGGACUUUGUAAUGCCUGUUUUUGUUGUUAACCCCAAAAAAUGGAAACUUUUCUCCUCCUCCUUAAUUGUUGUGCCUCUUGUUGUUAUAACAGCCCUUUUUGUUUCCCCUGUUUUGGGUGUAAAUCCGCAAGGGGAAGCUCUGCUUUCAUGGAAGAAAAGCUUAAAUGGUUCACUUGAAUCUUUAAGCAAUUGGGAUCCAACCGAUGAAACUCCAUGUGGGUGGCAUGGGAUCACUUGUAAUUUAAACAGGGAAGUUACGGAGAUGAAUUUGACGUACAUGGAUUUACUUGGAAGUGUUCCUAGUAAUUUCACAUCCUUAUUGUCCUUGAACAAGAUUGUCUUAUCUGGUACGAAUCUAACCGGAUCGAUUCCGGCGGGAAUUGGUAUACUUCGGGGAUUAACGUUUUUGGAUUUGAGUGAUAACGCAAUGACUGGAGAAAUCCCGUCUGAGAUUUGCAAUCUUCCAAAGCUUGAGCAACUUCAUCUGAAUUCUAACCGGCUUGAAGGUUCUCUCCCUUACCAAAUUGGAAAUCUGGCAAGCUUGAGUGUGCUGAUAUUGUUUGAUAAUCAGCUCAGCGGCGCAAUUCCGGCGAGCAUAGGAAACUUGAAGAAUCUUGAAGUGUUGAGAGCUGGGGGUAACAAGAAUCUUCAAGGUUCGAUUCCGCAGGAGAUUGGGAAUUGUACCAAUUUGAUCACAUUAGGCUUAGCAGAAACCUCCAUUUCUGGAUUCCUUCCUUCUUCCCUUGGUUUGUUGAAAAACCUUCAAACACUUGCCAUUUAUACAAGCCUUUUAUCCGGUCAGAUCCCGUCGGAGCUUGGGAAUUGUACCUCACUGCAAAACAUCUACCUCUAUGAAAACUCCCUCGCCGGAUCAAUUCCGGCCAGUUUAGGAAACCUCCAAAAUCUCCAGAACCUUUUGUUGUGGCAAAACAAUUUAGUUGGUACAAUUCCUCCGGAACUCGGGAACUGCGGGCAGUUGAUUGUCAUUGACGCCUCAAUCAAUUCCAUAACUGGCAGCAUUCCCAACACAUUUGGGAAGUUGACAUUGUUGCAGGAAUUACAAAUGAGUGUCAAUCAGAUUUCGGGCCGGAUCCCAUCAGAACUCGGAAACUGUACCGCCAUGACUCACAUCGAGCUCGAUAACAAUCAAAUCACAGGUACCAUCCCUUCUGAAUUCGGUAACUUGUCGAAUCUGACGUUGUUGUUUCUAUGGGCUAAUAAUCUCACAGGAGAUAUUCCAUCUUCUCUGUCCUUUUGCCGCAACCUCGAGGCCGUCGACUUGUCGCAGAAUUCAUUGACGGGUAACAUCCCGAAAGGGAUCUUCGAAUUGCAGAAUCUCAACAAGUUGUUGUUGUUGUCCAACAAUCUGGCGGGUGUGAUCCCAUCGGAAAUCGGAAAAUGUUCAUCUUUGGUCCGUUUCCGGGCCGGUGAAAAUAAGAUCACAGGCUCAAUCCCCCCUGAUAUUGGGAACUUGAAGAAAUUGAAUUUUCUCGACUUGGGUUCAAAUAGGCUCACCGGUGUGAUCCCGCCGGAGAUUUCUGGAUGUCGGAAUCUUACAUUUCUCGAUUUACAUUCAAAUUCAAUCGGCGGGAACUUGCCGGAGAAUUUAACUCAGCUAGUUAAUCUCCAGUUUUUGGAUGCUUCGGAUAAUCUGAUGGAGGGAUCAUUGAGCCCGGGUUUAAGUUCAUUGAGCUCACUGACAAAACUCGUCCUCGGAAAGAAUAACUUUUCAGGGCCGAUUCCCAGUCAGUUGGGAUCUUGUUCAACACUUCAGUUAAUUGAUUUAAGCAGCAAUGGAUUUUCCGGCCAGAUUCCGUCAAGUUUAGGCACGAUUCCUGCACUGGAGAUUGCUCUCAAUUUGAGCUGGAAUAGACUUUCCGGCAAUAUUCCGGCAGAGUUCGCGUCAUUGGAUAAGCUUGGGGUGCUGGACAUUUCUCAUAAUCAGCUCACCGGCGAUCUUCAUUUUCUUGCCGACCUUCAAAACCUGGUGGUUCUCAAUAUCUCAAACAACAACUUCUCCGGCCAUGUCCCUGAUACAUCAUUCUUCUCAAAGCUGCCGCUCAGCGUUCUAUCGGGAAAUCCAGAUUUGUGCUUUGCCGGCAACAAAUGCUCCGCCGAUAAGGGCGGCGCCGCUGGACGGAGUAGAGUAGCGAGGGUGACUAUGGUGGUGCUAUUGUCCGCCGCAUGUGUUCUGCUCUUAGCUGCACUUUACAUCGUGGUCGUGAACAAAAAGAGGGGCCUUGGGGACAUUGAGUGUGACGUGGACAACGAUGACGCGGAGAUGGGCCCACCAUGGGAGGUGACCGUGUACCAAAAGCUUGAUUUGUCCAUUGGUGAAAUCACUAAAUGCUUGACCCCAAGCAAUGUGAUCGGCCGUGGGCAUUCCGGUGUGGUUUAUCGGGCCAUUCUCCCGUCGGGAUUAUCGCUGGCGGUGAAAAGAUACGGGUUGUCAUCAUCGGAGAAGUUCUUGGCAUCGGCAUUUUCGUCGGAGAUUGCAACGUUGGCUCGCAUUCGGCACAGGAACAUUGUGAGACUUUUGGGAUGGGCAUCAAACGGGAAGUCAAAACUCUUGUUUUACGACUAUUUGCCUAAUGGUACUUUAGGUACAUUGUUACACGGUGAAAACAUAAUUAGCGGACGAGGAAAAGGUUUCUUAAUCCAAUGGGAGACGCGAUUCAAGAUCGCAUUAGGUGUUGCCGAGGGAUUAGCUUACUUGCAUCACGAUUGUCAGCCGCCGAUCCUCCAUCGGGACGUGAAAGUGGACAAUAUUUUGUUAGGAGAUGGAUACGAGCCAUGCCUUGCCGACUUUGGUCUCGCCAGGCUUCUCGACGAGGAAAAUCGGUCUUCAGCAACUCAUCAGUUUGCUGGAUCAUAUGGCUACUUCGCUCCAGAGCAUGGUUGCAUGUUAAAAAUCACGGAGAAAAGCGACGUAUUCAGCUACGGAGUAGUGUUGCUAGAGAUCAUCACAGGCAAAAAGCCAGCUGAAGAUCCAGCAUUCUCAGAAAAUCAACAUCAUCUCAUUCAAUGGGUUCGUGAUCACUUAAAGUCCAAAAGGGAUCUCGUCGACAUCGUCGAUCCGAACCUCCAAGGCCAUCCCGACACACAACUUCAAGAAAUGUUACAAGCCCUCGGCAUUGCAUUGCUUUGUACCAGUAACCGGGCCGAAGAUCGGCCGACGAUGAAAGAUGUCGUGGCGUUGUUGAAGGGAAUCCGGCGGGACGUUAACGAUCUGUCCUCCGAUAACGACGUGCACAAGCCGAAGCCGUCAGCGACCACACCGGCUGCUGCCCCGUUGAUGCUGUUACAAGGGUCGUCGGCAAAUUGUUCUUUUGGGUAUUCUUCGUCGGCUAGUUUUCAUUCAAGGAAUCAAUGAGGAAUCGAAUUUUUUUAACCAAUAAUAAUUUAGUUAAUUAUUAUUAAUUGUAGGUCUUGCUAGGAUACACCAAAUUAAUGCUGGCUUGAUUAGUCACUUGUUUAGAAUUUAGUAGUAUUUGAUUCGUGAAGUGUACAUCUUCAAAUUAGAAUUUACUUUGGGGUAGCUUUUACGAAUAAAGAAAAACCAAUAAUGUAGGUUUAAUCAUCAAACUCAUGGAUUCCCCGGCUUCUAGAUGGAUAAAUUGUUGCCAAUGAACAUUUAGUUCUCCCCCU
Messenger RNA from Oldenlandia corymbosa var. corymbosa, 3957 nucleotides. The record is from the annotation of a GenBank genome assembly. NCBI's taxonomy places the organism in Eukaryota, Viridiplantae, Streptophyta, Magnoliopsida, Gentianales, Rubiaceae.